Molecule: messenger RNA, 1251 nt
Organism: Closterium sp. Yama58-4
Lineage: Eukaryota; Viridiplantae; Streptophyta; Zygnematophyceae; Desmidiales; Closteriaceae
Source: the annotation of a GenBank genome assembly
AUGCGGCAGAUGCUCUCCCAGCUGUUGCUGCCGUCCGCUGCUGCUCGCCCGCUCAGCGUCAGGCUCUCCCCUUUGGCCUGGCUCGCACGGCCUCGAGCAAUUCUCUCCGCUUCUACUGCCUGUGCCUCCCUGCUGGGGGCUGGUGAGGCGGGGAGAGGGAGUGCGGCAGGCAGGAAUGUUGAUUUGGACCUCCUUCCCAACACUCAACGCACUGCGCCAGUUUGGACCUCCUUCCAAACACUCAACGCACUGCGCCAGUUUGGACCUCCUUCCCAACACUCAACGCACUGCGCCAGUUUGGACCUCCUUCCCAACACUCAACGCACUGCGCCAGUUUGGACCUCCUUCCCAACACUCAACGCACUGCGCCAGUUUGGACCUCCUUCCCAACACUCAACGCACUGCGCCAGUUUGGACCUCCUUCCCAACACUCAACGCACUGCGCCAGUUUGGACCUCCUUCCCAACACUCAACGCACUGCGCCAGUUUGGACCUCCUUCCCAACACUCAACGCACUGCGCCAGUUUGGACCUCCUUCCCAACACUCAACGCACUGCGCCAGUUUGGACCUCCUUCCCAACACUCAACGCACUGCGCCAGUUUGGACCUCCUUCCCAACACUCAACGCACUGCGCCAGUUUGGACCUCCUUCCCAACACUCAACGCACUGCGCCAGUUUGGACCUCCUUCCCAACACUCAACGCACUGCGCCAGUUUGGACCUCCUUCCCAACACUCAACGCACUGCGCCAGUUUGGACCUCCUUCCCAACACUCAACGCACUGCGCCAGUUUGGACCUCCUUCCCAACACUCAACGCACUGCGCCAGUUUGGACCUCCUUCCCAACACUCAACGCACUGCGCCAGUUUGGACCUCCUUCCCAACACUCAACGCACUGCGCCAGUUUGGACCUCCUUCCCAACACUCAACGCACUGCGCCAGUUUGGACCUCCUUCCCAACACUCAACGCACUGCGCCAGUUUGGACCUCCUUCCCAACACUCAACGCACUGCGCCAGUUUGGACCUCCUUCCCAACACUCAACGCACUGCGCCAGUUUGGACCUCCUUCCCAACACUCAACGCACUGCGCCAGUUUGGACCUCCUUCCCAACACUCAACGCACUGCGCCAGUUUGGACCUCCUUCCCAACACUCAACGCACUGCGCCAGUUUGGACCUCCUUCCCAACACUCAACGCACUGCGCCAGUUUGGACCUCCUUCCCAACACUCAACGCACUGCGCCAGUUUAA